Haemonchus placei is the source of this 963-nucleotide messenger RNA. Lineage: Eukaryota; Metazoa; Nematoda; Chromadorea; Rhabditida; Trichostrongylidae. The record is from the annotation of a GenBank genome assembly.
AUGGUCGAUUCAGCCCAUAGUGGGGAAAGUAAGCCGGACCCAGAACAUGACAACGUCGGCGAGCGCGAGAGAAUCCAGAGGAUUCAAGGAGAAGAUGACAUCAUCGAUAGAAACGCAAAUUCUAUGGAAGGUAUAGAGAAACCUGAAAAGGCGGCGGAGGAAGGAGAUAUGAAACCCGUCGAACCUGAAGGGCGGCGGAGGAAGGAGACGGAGAACCCGUCGUUGCGGAAGAAGACCCAGUGGACGAUUUUCUCAAUGGUCGGAAAAGCAAGAUGAAGCAAUGUCUCGAAUUCAACUGGAACUCAGGAACACAGAACAAGCUAUUCUCGAUUUCGACAGGAUGUUGCGUCAUCUAGAAAGAGAGCGCCGGUGCACCUCGACGAUACGAUCAGGGACACAUUAACAAAGCUCAUAAACGCUUUAUGAGUUGUGCCUUCUGCGAGGCAGUCGGACAUUAUUACUCCGACUCCUGCACGGUGGUCCGCGACGUAGCGAGUAAACCAGCUUAUUGAAAGCAACAGAAGAUGCAAGCAAUGUCUUGAAGUGAUUUGCGCCCGAAGACUCGCGUGUAUGAAAAACCUUACUACUUGCUUCUACUGCCGUAGGCGAGGCCACCAUAGCGCACUCUGCGAAUUCCCGGACUACUGUGCCACCAUCCGUUUACGGAAAGCGAAUGCACACGAAGCAAGGAGGAGAAGCUUUGCAAAGCUGUUACGCUUACGAGAAGAAUGUCGAAAUAAGGCUAUCUCAUCCGUAAAAGUCAUGCGCCUUCACCUGCGCCUAGUUGUUGGAAACACACCUACAGAGGCAAGACUCUUCCCCACCCCAACGGCCUGGGCCUUCCCUUUUUUCGUUAGCAAAGUCAUUCCAUCCCAUUCCAGUAUUGCAGCUCCGAUGCGAUCGGAACCUCAGAAUUCGAGACACAUGAUGGCAAUGAAAAAGCGAGCUUAUCCCCAGAUCUGA